AGAGAAGUUUAACAGAAAAACCAGUGGUGGGGAGUACAGGUUUGCACGCAUGCGCAGCUCUAGCUCCGAGUCUCCUUUUGGCGCCGCGGGGCAAGGAGAGUAGGAGAGAAAUUUCCCGACGGCGCGGAAGAUGUGCGCCACUUCCGGUCGGGCUCCUAACAACGGGGGAGGCUGGUAACCAGGGUGGGGGGGAUGGCGGAGCGGACGCCGGAGCCCGAGGCGGAGGCGGAGGCUGAGUCGGGCGCAGGCGGGGAGGCGGCGGCCGAGGAGGGCGCGGUGGGUCGCAAGGCGCGGGGUCGGCCGAGGCUCACGGAGUCAGACCGGGCCCGGCGGCGGCUCGAGUCCCGGAAGAAGUACGACGUGCGGCGCGUGUACCUGGGCGAGGCGCACGGGCCCUGGGUGGACCUGCGGCGCCGCAGCGGCUGGAGCGACGCCAAGCUCGCCGCUUACCUCAUCUCGCUGGAGCGCGGCCAGCGUAGCGGCCGCCACGGGAAGCCUUGGGAACAGGUCCCCAAAAAGCCAAAGCACAAGAAAAGGCGCCGGCGCAACGUGAACUGCCUGAAGAACGUGGUCAUCUGGUACGAGGACCACAGGCACCGCUGCCCCUACGAGCCGCACCUGGCCGAGCUGGACCCCACCUUCGGCCUGUACACCACGGCCGUGUGGCAGUGCGAGGCCGGCCACCGCUACUUCCAGGACCUGCACUCGCCCCUGAAGCCCCUCAGCGACUCGGACCCCGACAGCGACAAAGUGGCGAAUGGCCUGGUGGCCGGCAGCUCCGACUCAUCCAGCUGCAGCUCUGCCUCUGACUCUGAGGAGCCCCCCGAGAGCCACUCAGUCAAGGGCUCCUCAGCGGCCACAGUGGCAGCGGUGACAGCAGCGGUGCCUCCUCCCCCCAGUCCUGAGGGGAGCAGCGGGCUCAUCACGCAGGAGGGUGUGCACAUCCCCUUUGACGUCCACCACGUGGAGGGCCUGGCCGAGCAGGGUGCCCCACUGUGCCCCAAUCCCGCAGCCAGUGGCCCCGAAGCCCUGGAGACGGUGGUGUGCGUGCCGGUGCCGGUGCAGGUGGGCGCAGGCCCUGGCGCCCUCUUCGAGAACGUCCCCCAGGAGGCGCUGGGUGAAGUGGUGGCCAGCUGCCCCGUGCCAGGCAUGGUGCCCGGCUCGCAGGUGAUCAUCAUCGCAGGCCCGGGCUAUGAUGCUCUCACGGCUGAAGGCAUCCACCUCAAUGUGGCUGCUGACGGCGGCACCCCCAGCAGCAGCCUGGGCGAGGAGGUGCCCUGCGCCAUGAUGGAGGGCGUGGCAGCCUACACCCAGACAGAGCCUGAAGGCAGCCGGCCCAGCACCUUGGACCCCACCUCCAUAGCCAGCACAGAGACCAAGAAAGGUCUGGAUAGCCCCGCUGUGGCCUCCAGCAGGGGUCGGGUGGGAAAUGGGCUCCUGGACAGCCCUCAUCCCCUGCGGACACCCGCCCUGUGUCCACCCGUAGAGAAGGAGGACCUGUACUUGCUCAGAAAGGAGGAGAAGGAGGAGCUGGUGGCCCCCCAGCUGGCGGAGCUGGCACCGACAGUGCCUGAGAGCGCAGAGCCCGAGGCAGAGGCAGACGGCGAGGAGCUGGAUGGCAGCGACAUGUCUGCCAUCAUCUACGAGAUCCCCAAAGAGCCAGAGAAGAGGCGGCGCAGCAAGCGCUCGCGGGUGAUGGAUGCCGACGGCCUGCUGGAGAUGUUCCACUGUCCCUACGAGGGCUGCAGCCAAGUCUACGUGGCCCUCAGCAGCUUCCAGAACCAUGUCAACCUCGUGCACCGGAAAGGGAAGACCAAAGUGUGCCCUCACCCCGGCUGCGGGAAGAAGUUCUAUUUAUCCAACCACCUGCGGCGGCACAUGAUCAUCCACUCAGGUGUCCGUGAGUUCACCUGUGAGACCUGCGGCAAGUCCUUCAAGAGGAAGAACCACCUGGAGGUGCACCGGCGCACACACACCGGCGAGACGCCUCUGCAGUGUGAGAUCUGCGGCUACCAGUGCCGGCAGCGCGCGUCGCUCAACUGGCACAUGAAGAAGCACACGGCCGAGGUGCAGUACAACUUCACGUGCGAGCGCUGCGGGAAGCGCUUCGAGAAGCUGGACAGCGUCAAGUUCCACACGCUCAAGAGCCACCCGGACCACAAGCCCACCUGACCCACGGACCGCUGACCGUCACCCCUAAUUUAUUCGUCCACUUGGACACCAACCCGGACCCGCGGGGGCCUGGACAGCUGCUGGGGCCACCCGGGUCGGGGCCCGGAAAGAGGCGGCCAUGGCACGCCUGUGCGGCUCCCCCACCCCGCCCUGCUGCCUCUCUCCUCGGAGCUGGCACCUGGCCACGCUGCCGGGACUGUGGAGGGAGCAGAGCGAGAUUAAAAGGCGAGGAAGGAGCA
Messenger RNA from Cavia porcellus (domestic guinea pig), 2411 nucleotides. RefSeq names its product zinc finger protein 653 (gene Znf653). The transcript is spliced from 8 exons. NCBI's taxonomy places the organism in Eukaryota, Metazoa, Chordata, Mammalia, Rodentia, Caviidae. Bases 193 to 2172 code for a protein of 659 amino acids. The record is from RefSeq and is a predicted model, not a curated record. Gene Ontology annotation, cellular component: nucleus. Gene Ontology annotation, biological process: regulation of transcription by RNA polymerase II. Gene Ontology annotation, molecular function: transcription coregulator activity.